AUGAAAAUUUCCACUGUGAUUGUUUUUUUGGUUGUAACGUGUCUUUUCAAGACCACCUCAUCGCUACCACCUGGGUGUAUCGUUUGCACUCCUCUCCUCACAACUCCUACCACUUGGGAAGAUUUAUCUGAACUAAUGAGAGUUGCAUGUCGGAGAUUAAAAGAGGCUGAGGACGCUUGCAAUGGAAUAAUAGAUAAUGCGAAUCUCACGGACUCUUAUCCGAAUAUGUAUCCUCAUAUUGUCAAUUUCAGAAAGAUUUUGUUCAAUCACCUGAACUGUUGUAACUCGAAAUGGUUGACGAGAGAACACUUACUUAGUUUCCGAGGUCAAAGUGCACUAUUCCAAAGUGCAACUCAAAUUAAGAAUGAUGAUUUGAUUGCUUUUGUUGAUAAUUGGUUGGCUGGUAGUAAUACAAAAUUACAGUCUCUCAUGGUGAAAGGAAAUGUGUUUCGUCCCGAUUUGGGUUAUGACAAGGAUACGAUCUUGAGGAAUUUCGAGACUAGACCAUGGAGCCCAGAAGUUAGAGAAAGAAGGUUCAAGUAUCCGCCAGGAAUGAAGUAUUUGAGCAGAACAGAUGUAAUGGAUUGUGCAUUUGGAGUGGAUAUAUUAAGGGAAAGAGACAACUUACUAGCGACUAUAUUGAUUGAUAGUAAUAAGUUUCGUUUCUUCGUUUGGCAUGACAGAUUUCCAAAAGACAAUGAUCCAAUCAUACGUCCAGCUGCAAGACAUAUGUCUCCUUGCUAUGUGAUUGGUAGCAUUUAUUUUUGA
Caenorhabditis remanei is the source of this 768-nucleotide messenger RNA. RefSeq lists its product as uncharacterized. The record is from RefSeq and is a predicted model, not a curated record. The transcript is spliced from 4 exons. Lineage: Eukaryota; Metazoa; Nematoda; Chromadorea; Rhabditida; Rhabditidae. The coding region runs from base 1 to 768 and encodes 255 amino acids.